AUGGACUCCCAAAUCGAGUCAGCCAUCGAACUCGCCUUCCACCCAACCACCGACCAGAACGUCAAAGGCCAAGCCUACGACUUCCUCAACCGCCUGCGCGCCGAUGACCAAGGCUGGCACGCCUGCCUCACCCUCUUCACCCGCCCGCAGUCGUCCUCCGAGGUCGUCCGCUUGGUCUCCCUCGAGAUUGUCAAUAAUGCCGUGCAGACGCAGAACCUCGAUAACUACAGCCUCGGGUUCGUGAAAGAGAGCUUGAUGCAGUAUGUGCAGGCACGGUAUGCGACGGGGAGUGCGGAGACGGAUAGUGCGGCGAUUCAGAACAAGUUGACGCAGACGUUGACGUAUCUUUUCACAGCGCUGUAUGCGGAGCAGUGGACAAGCUUCUUCGACGAAUUUCGGGCUCUGGCAGGGUCGGGGCAGGAGAUUGGGACGACGAAUCCGCCGGCUACCAUGUUGUAUCUGCGGAUCGUGGGCAGUGUGCAUGAUGAGAUUGCAGAUGUCAUGAUACCGCGCACCCAAGAGGAGUUGAGGAAGAGUGGUGAGCUGAAGGACUUGAUUCGCACGAGGGAUGUGAGCAAGAUCGCAGUCACGUGGCAAGAGAUUCUGUCGAGGUGGCGGCAGGUCGAUCUGAGCAUCGUGGAGCUGUGCUUGAGGACGAUUGCGAAAUGGGUGAGCUGGAUAGAUAUUUCGAUCGUGAUUGAUCAGAGUAUUCAGAACGCCCUGUUGGAGUUGGCAGGGCAGCAGGGGAGGUUCAACGCGGAGAGUAAGGAGGCGAGGGCGAGGGAUGCGGCGAUUGAUACGUUCACUGAGACGGUGGGGAAAAAGAUGGCGGCGAGGGACAAGGUUGAGUUGAUUCGGUAUCUUAACCUCGAGGGCAUUGUGGGACAGCUCAUCGGCAGCCCUGCGCUCUCCGAGUUGCGGACCACAUCCCACUACGACACCGACCUGGCCGAGACUGUGGCGAAGCUUGUCAACAUGGUCAUCUUCGACAUUGUCAGAGUGCUCGAUACCGAUCGUGUAGACGAGCAGACGCAGGCGAGAGCAAACGAGCUGCUGCGGACUUUCGUGCCAUACCUGCUUCGCUUUUUCAGCGAUGAAUAUGAUGAGAUCUGCUCAGCAGUCAUUCCGUCGCUGACAGACUUGCUCACGAUGUUCCGGAAGAAGACCAGAUCCACGAAUGGCCUUAUCCCGGAGUACUCGGAAAUGCUACGGCCGAUCUUAGACGCCAUCGUGGCAAAGAUGAAGUAUGACGAGACUGCAUCUUGGGGUGAAGAAGACGAAGGGACCGACGAAGCUGAGUUCCAGGAGCUGCGGAAACGCCUCUACGUGCUACAGCAGACUGUUGCGGCGGUCGAUGAGCAUUUAUACAUCAACGUGCUUACGGAGGUCAUCGCUUCUACACUGUCACGGCUGGACUCCGCCAAUGCCAAGCCCAACUGGCGAGAUCUCGACCUCGCACUGCACGAGAUGUACCUCUUUGGCGAAUUAGCUGUCAAGAAUGGUGGGUUAUACCAGAAGAGCAACCCGAAUUCUGAGGCUUCCCAGCGAUUACUUGAUAUGGUGGGUAAGAUGGUCGAGUCGGACCUCGCGAACCAUCCUCAUCCGGCGAUCCAGCUACAGUACAUGGAGAUCUGCGUACGUUACGUUCAGUACUUUGAGCACAACCCCGCAAGCAUUCCGAAGGUGCUGGAAACAUUCGUCAACUUCGUCCACAGCACACAUCCCAAGGUGCGGCUGAGGUCAUGGUACUUAUUCCAGCGAUUUGUCAGGCAUCUGAGAGGGCAGCUUGGCAAUGUCGCUUCGAACGUGGUGCAGGCUGUAGGAGACCUGCUGGUCGUUAAGGCUGAGGUGUCGGAGGACAACGAUGAAGAUGAUGCUUCGUCUGAGGACAAUGCGAAGUCUGCCGAUGCUGCGUUCCAGUCCCAGCUUUAUCUGUUCGAGGCAGUGGGCUGCGUUGCCAGUACUGGUGCAGUACCGCUGGACACCAAGGUCAAUAUUGCGAAGUCGGUGGUUGAUCCACUGUCAUCGGACAUUCAUCAACAUUUGCAGACGGCGAAGAAUGGCGAUGCGCGAUCAAUGCUGCAGGUCCAUCACCUCAUCAUGGCUUUGGGAACACUCGCCAAUGGCUUCUCAGACUGGACGCCGGGCUCAACAUCUGGCGGACCGCCUGCGAACGAGGUCUCCAUGCCGUUCGCUCAGGCGAGUGAGACUGUCGUGCUAGCACUUGAAGGUCUCAAGCAAUCCACCGACAUUCGAACUGCCGCCCGACAUGCCUUCUCCCGCCUCUUGGGUGUCCUGGGCUCACACAUCCUGCCGCAACUUCCGCGCUGGAUCGACGGCCUUCUCAGCUCCGCUUCCAGCAAUGACGAAAUGGCGAUGUUCCUUCGCACGCUUGCUCAAGUUGUCUACGGCUUCAAAGCAGAAAUAUACUCCAUCCUCGAUACCCUCCUCUCACCCCUGCUGCAGCGCGUCUUCGCCGGCCUCGCCACACCCACCGCAGGCACCGACGACGAGAUCCAGCUCCGCGAGCUCAAACAACAAUACCUCAACUUCAUCCUCGUCAUCCUCAACAACGACCUCGGCUCCGUGCUCGUCAGCCCAGCCAACCAAGCCAUCUUCGAUUCCUUCAUCACGACGGUAACCCGCUUCGCCGUCGACCCCUCCGACCCGCAAUCCGCCCGCCUCUCUUUCUCAGCCCUAAACCGCAUGACCAUAAUAUGGGGCGGUCCCGACGUCCCCCUUCACUCACCCACUCCUCCUGCCCCAGCUCUUCCGGGCUUCGACAGCUUCAUCCUCUCGCACUUUGCGCCUUUGCCGUGGACGUUGCUGUCGGCGCCGGGAUUCUAUGCGGGGGAUGCACAGAUGAGGAGUGUGAUCCAGGAGGCUGCGGGACUGCAGUGGACGGUGUUGAGGAAGGUUGGAGAGCGGUAUCGGGGGCAGUUGGAGGGUGAGUUGCGGCAGUUGGGGGCGGGUGAGGAGGGGGUAGCAGGGUUUAUGGAGAAGAUUGGCGGAGAGGGGCAGGCGUUUAGGAAGUUCUUCGUGGGCUUUGUGCAGGGCGGGAAGAGAUGA
Messenger RNA from Saxophila tyrrhenica, 3069 nucleotides. It is a transcript of the gene LOS1, whose product is annotated as pre-tRNA nuclear export protein. Gene Ontology annotation, molecular function: tRNA binding; small GTPase binding. Gene Ontology annotation, cellular component: nuclear matrix; nuclear pore; cytoplasm. Bases 1 to 3069 code for a protein of 1022 amino acids. The transcript has a single exon. NCBI's taxonomy places the organism in Eukaryota, Fungi, Ascomycota, Dothideomycetes, Mycosphaerellales, Extremaceae. The record is from RefSeq and is a predicted model, not a curated record. Gene Ontology annotation, biological process: tRNA re-export from nucleus.